CAAUCACCGGCCGGGUCAGUCAAUCCAGAGCGUUCUUACUUGUUAUGUUGUUGUUAAACCGAUAGACAUUACGUUUUUUUCUCAUUCAAACUCAAAAAAGACCUCAUCGAAGGUGUAAUUUUUUUUCGUAAGAAGCCGGUAUUCCAAGAUACAAAAUUAAAUCGGCAAAAAUGGCAGAUCACUUAUAAGAGAGAGUUUUCACGCGAAGGAGAAAAAUUAAAAAGAAAAAGAAAAAAUCCUUAAAACGGUUGAGCAGAUCAACAUCCAAUAUCACAGUUACAUAGAUGACUUUAUUAAAUUAUAUUUUUAAUUACAUGUGUAAAAGUAUAUCGAGGUGAUAUUUAAAGUGCUGUGAAAAAAGUCUAUCUGCCGCAAGAGAAAGCAAGAAAAAUUGACGAAAGUGUGCAAAGAAAAGCCCAUUUGAGGAAAAUCAUCUAACUACAUAUAGUACACACUGGAGAGAGAAGUUUCUGCUGAGCGAUUUUCCCAAAGAAGAAAAAAAAAGAAGGCCUUUUUGAACGGAGAAGACUUUUUUUGGUGAAUUAAAAAAGAAGAGAAGAGAAAAAGAAAAAUCAAGACAAAUCUAAGAAGGAGAAUUUUGGUGGAAGAAGGAAACUCAGGCAACGAGAAAUCUGUGGAAGUCAAUUGCUGUGCUAAAGACGAUAACAAAGGGAGCAAGGAGGCAGAGAAGAGAGUAAAGGAUCAAAAAAAAGGAAGAUUUUUCAAUAUUGUUGAAGAGACCAAUGAAAAUGGAGGUGUUGUCAGUACAAAGUAUGUUUCAACGGGAGUUCGGCCCAACUAAAUUGGAUGUCAAAGACUGGACCAUACCAUUGCAACCACCCACUGCAAGCCAUCAACAGUCACAGGAACAGCAUGAGGAUGCCCUACAGGCACUUUCAUUGCGCCUACAGAAUGAACUAAAAUCGGCCAAAAGCCAGCAUCUGGCCUGCACUGAAGUCCUCCUACCAGCUGACCUUUUGCGACGUGUAGCAUCUGAGAUGCUUAGCAUGUCUGAGAAGGAACCAUGCGGUAUCCGUGGCUGUACAAUUUACAUUGAAUUCGAGGAGGAGCCUAGCAAUUCAAGGCGGAUUGCAACCCUAAAGGCCGAUCCUAGCACAGUAUCAACUUUUGAGCUUUACUUAACACUCAAGCACGAUAGGAGUGGUUGGACAUCAAUAUUGCCACAAUUUUUAAAGAAUUUGGCUCGUGGUAGUACAAUAAUGAUAAGUCCGGAUUUCAAUUUAACAAAGAACAAAUUGUAUCGUUCCUUCAGUGAGUAAGAACACAUCAUUUGUCGUUAAUUAUUCACUUAUCAUCAUAACAAAUUUUUGGGGAUAAGUUUUUCAAAUGGAGAAAACGCCAUCAUUGUGAAUUUUAUCGUGCUGUUUAAGAGGUGCAUUGAUAGUAGCACCAAAUGGAUCCCUCCAAAAAUAAACGUAUCUUUUUUGGAGUUGAUUUUGGAUCCAAGAAAGGAUUUUUUGUCAAGUGGAAGGAAACAUACACACACAUUAAUGAGAGAUGGGAGAAUUUACAUAACAUAAAUGAGAAAAAAAAACAAAUUUUUUGUGAGAAUUUUGCAUGCAUAUGGAACCUAUCGUAAUAAUAUAUUAAGAUAUAUAUAUUAAAAAAAAAGAAAUACAUUAAAAAUAUACAAGAAAUAUGAUCUUAUUUUGUGCAAGAGAACGAUAGGAGAUAUUCAUAUAUUCGUAGAACACGAUAUUAUUUAUAUUAUCCAGAAAAAAAGAAGAAGAUAAAAUGGUUUGAGAACAAACCUCAAUGUAAUACCCUCUAAAAUUUGUAAGUUCUUUUGAUAAUUCAUUUUUUUAAUAUAUAAUUGCUUUCUUAAAGAGGCGUCCAAGUCGCAUUUUUUUUUGUAAAAUGAUAAAAUACUUCUGAGAGGUAUUCGUUUUUUUUUAAGAUUGGGAUUAUGUUGAAAACAAUUUUUUUUUUGGUCAAAGAACAUUUUUUUCCAUGCAAAGAAUGGAUUUUUGUCAAACUAUUACAGAGCAAAACAAAAACAUUUCCAAUCUAACCGAUUUUUGGUAUGUAGCUUAACAAAAAUCCACCCUUAGCUUCCUGAAAAAAAAAAACAAAGGGGUCAUACGACCUCUGUGAUGAUUGUGCAGCAUUGAGUUCAUCAUGUAAAGUGAAAUAGAUGAUCCACCUCCAUUCUUAAAACUAUUUUAAUGAUCCCAUUGCUUACAAUUAAUAAUGGAACAUCACUCCUGAACACCUCUUUUUUUUCUCAAACACCCUCAUUGUUCUGUGCACACAAUCAUCGUGGUAUUUUCUAAUUGUAGCGCGGUGAAAAAAAAAUUGUUUUCAAUGACGUGAAAGGAGAACAUAACUAUUGCAACUCACAAUAUAGAAACAUAUAGGUGUAUUUAAAAAAAAACUUGAUGUAAUAACAUUUUGUAGAUGCGUUAUUACGUACACAGAAUAUGCUCGAAAAAAAAUAUUGCUGAGAAUCUAAUAGAUAUGAAAAGAAUUAAACAUUGUGAUCGGGGUACGAGAGAGACUUUACAUCUCAGUUUAUUGAUACAUUUUGUGUUGUAAAUGCGAUUUAAUUUUUCUUUCCACUCCCUUAAAAAACCGCCCCUGUGUGACUUUAAUACGUAAGGUUUUUUUUAAAUUAAGAUUGCACUGCUGACGUGAGCAUUUCGCUGUACUAUUCGAUAUUAUAAAAUAAGAAAAAUUCAAAAUGGCGUCCAAACUGCAAAAGAAACUUAGCUAUUUACCCGCUAUGACGCUGACUAUCUGCCAAAAACGUGGCAAAAAGACAUUUUAAAACAAAAUAUUUAGCAAAAUGGACUGUAAUCCAUUUUAGUUGGAUAUUUUGUAAAAAAAAAAACUAUCAAAAAAGGCACAAAAGUAAAUAGUAAAGAUUUUCAAAGAUCUCCCAAACUCGAAUGAUUUGAUCGCCAUUUUGAAAAACAAAAAAUAUCGAAAUAUUUGACAAGACGUUCAAAACACGUUGCAAAUUCAAAUUUUCAAAUAUUUGUCAAAUAUGUCACAUCAAUGUCAAAUACUCUGUCAGCAGCUGCACCCUAUCCCCUCCCCACCAAAAAGCACUUUAGAGAGCAAAAACAAAUAUUUGGCUAGAGUUCAAAAACAUGCAAAAAAAUUCUUUUAGAGGCUAUUCAAUGAAGAAGAAAAAAACCUUUUUGCAAUAUCAGAAGAAAUUCUUCAUUUUUUUUUUUUCAUAAAAAAAAUAAACUCUAGAAAUCUCCUCCAAUGACGUGUUAUUUUGAAAGAGUUUGCUGGAUAAGAUGAAAAAAAAAGAGAAAAAAAAUCUAAUGAAUUAGAAAUUAAAUGUGAUCCAAUUAAAGUUCAAAUAUUUCUAACUGUUGAUGAAGUGAAAAAAAAUGUGCGCGAUUUUGGAAAACAAAAAUCAUUUUAAAAAUCAAAUCGAUUUUAAUUUUUAAGUGCCCCACAAGAGGGCUUCCUAUGUGCAUUUUCAUCCGUGGGAUAUAUACAGAGAAUAUAUCCUACAACGUGAAGUCCUAUCUGGUCAUCAAAAUCAUCCCCUUUUCCCCCCAAGAAAAAAUCACUUUUUUUAUCAUAAACCCCGCCCCUUCAGUGAUCAUAACCUCACUUCUGAAGUAAUGCUAAUCAUUAAUUUUUUUUUGUAAUAAGUUCUGCCUCAAAUUUGAGGCAGGUGAAUGUGGAAGAAAUGAGAAUAAAAUUUGUUAUUUAUUUAAUUCCUGAUCACAAUACGAGUUAUCCCACCAUGUGAUUAAUAAAAAAAGAAGUAGAUGUGUAAGUGAUUUUAUAUGAUAAAAAACAUGAUAUAAAACUUAGUAUUAAACAAAAACAAAAAACAAAAAGUGGAAUUAACAAGAAGAAGUAAAAGAUGAAGAGUUAGACAGGAUAUUAAGUGUAUGAAUGUGUGUAAUAUUCUCAAAAUGAAUUACUAUUACUACUACAAAAAGAAAGAUGGAGUUUGACGUUUGUGUUUGUAGAGUCCUUAGAUUUUUUACAAUUGAACGGUUUCCCAUGGCGUCCAAAAUGGCCAUCAUGAGGGAAUUUUUUUUGCAAGAAAAAAAUGUCGGAGAGGAAUUUACAGAGAAGAAAUUUGCAGAAAAGUUUCUUUUUUUGAAAACAAAAAGAAAAAAAAAACAAACAACAAAAAUGAAUACACUUUUUUCAAGUACAACAUCUGCCUCUUUGGCAUUGCCAUUGUGCUAUGCCAAAAGCAGAAAAGUCAAUUUUAAUACAAGCCGCACUUGUAUUAACUUUGAUAUUGAUGAUUUUAUUGAUAAUGUAUUUGAUAUACAUAUAUUUUUAAGAUGAUACAAGUAUGUAUUAAUAGAAUGUAGGAAGCAAAUCGUGAUCAAAAUCAGUUGUUGAUUUCCUUAUCAUCCAUUUGCCUUUUUAACUUUCACAGACAAUUUUUUUUAUUCAAUUUCCAAAUUCUUCUGACUCAGAAAAUUGCAUUAUCGAUCAAAAAUUGAGAUUUAUACCGAUAAAAUAUCUCUAAUUCAAAGUUCUUUUUUCUUAAAGAAAGAGAUAUUUAUUCAAAAUGGAACCUAUUUGCAAAAUAUCCCAAGCUUCUGUCUUUCAGAAAAAUAUCCCAAGUCACAAAGGCUUGGGAUAUCUUAUUCAAGACAUCAAUGCAGCUCAGAAUACAAAAAAAAAUCAAAUGAUUUUUUUUAUCAUACAAAAGGAAAUCAAAACUGAAAUUUUCUUGAUAAAAAUAAAAAUGAAAAAAAUAAUACAUCAGUAUUUCUUUAAUUUCUAUCGCGAAUGCCAUUUUGCUUAAAAGAAAAAUAAAUCAGCUAUUCAAGUUUCAUCUGCAAAAACUUCUUCUCGAUCUCGUGAAGAUUUUCUUUUAUAUUUUUUACUUUUAUAAAAAUUAAAUUUAUUUAAAAAAAAUGCACUGCAAUAACCAGAAAAAGGCCCAAAACCAAAUUUCUCCCUAACACAGAUUUUUUUUAUUAUUCAUUGUAAUUUUUCUAGAAUAUAUAGAAAUAAAAGAAAAAAAAUGUAUUUAAUGACAAAACAAAUAUAAUUGUGAGAAUAUAAAAAAAAGAAAAAAAGAAAAAUAAAAAAGUGAUAGUAUAUCUCGUGAUAAAUAUUUAAGGGAUAUUGAUUCAAAGGAUAACAAUGGACGUGAAAAUAUCAAGAAGGAAAGGUUUUCAGAGAGAGAAGAGUGUUGGAAAAUCACGCGAAAGAGCCACCGAUAGGAAUUUCCAUUAAAAAAAAGAAGAAGAAAAAACUAUUUGCCAGACCAGAAUUGUGGUAAAGAAAGAAUUUUUGAAAAGAAAAAUAAACCAUUCAUAGACACAUUAUUAAAUGGAUGAAAAAAAAUAUUGGAAAAUGAAUAUGAAAUCACUCAAUAAUUACCCCCUUAUUGCAUGUAUCACAUAAAUAAAUGGAUGUCAAAAAAUACAUAGAAAUAUUUAUUAAAAAAAAAAGUAGUCAAAGAAAACAAGCCGUAAGGAAACUUUCCUUCUCAGCAUUGAAAUUGUUCUUUCAACACACACAAUUAAAAAAAAAAUACAUAAAACAAAACAGUUUAUUUGCAAAAAGAAAAAUUUGAAUCAGUAUACCGAAUCUUUCUUUUCAAUUUUUUUUUAUAAAAAGAAAAUAAAUUUUAAUCAUAAGAAAAAGAUGAGAAAAAUAUAUAUUACGUGUUUGAUCAAGUCUAACAUAUUGUGAUUUUUAAUAUUAUGUAUACAUUACAAUUUCAAAAUAUUUUACAAAAAAAAAUUAUGAAAGAAAAUAUUAUGAUUUUGAAUGUGGAAAAAGGAGAAGUAGAAAAGGGAGUAAGAAACCCAAUUCUAUUUUAUCCUCCCUUCCAAAAAAAAAUGAUUCACUUUGUCUUACGUAAAACCCUUUUAUUGCAUUAUAUUGUCCUUUUUAAAACUUUUCAAAAAUAUAAAGAUUUUUUUUCAUUGUAAAAUUCCUCAAUUAAUUUGAAAAAAAAGAAAACAAGAAAAAGCAAGAGAAUUAAAGAAAAAAUAAACAUACAAGUUUCUAUGAAUCGAACGAAUUAUUUAUAAUUAUAGAUUUUUUUAUAUAUGUACUAAGAUGAGAUAAAUUGACAAAAAAAAACACAAAAUGCUGACAAAAAGAAAAAAAUAAUAAAACAAAAAAAAUCAAUAAAGAGAUUUUUUAUAAUAAAUAAAGUGACUCAAAAGUGAAAA
Lutzomyia longipalpis is the source of this 6149-nucleotide messenger RNA. RefSeq names its product protein charybde-like. The record is from RefSeq and is a predicted model, not a curated record. Gene Ontology annotation, cellular component: cytoplasm. The transcript has 4 exons. The coding region runs from base 744 to 1280 and encodes 178 amino acids. Gene Ontology annotation, biological process: negative regulation of signal transduction; apoptotic process; regulation of TOR signaling. NCBI's taxonomy places the organism in Eukaryota, Metazoa, Arthropoda, Insecta, Diptera, Psychodidae.